AUGACCGUCACAGACUCUACCCCCGCUGGCCGGCAAGUCAAUGUCCUCUUCGUUUGUCUCGGCAACAUCUGUCGUUCUCCCAUGGCAGAAGGGGUUUUCCGCAACGUCGCAGCCUCCCAUCCUCUAAUCAAUGAAAUCGAUUCCGCCGGCACAGGUGCCUACCACGCCGGCGAAGAUCCCGAUUCUCGCACCAUGUCCACGCUCCGUCGCCACAACAUCCGUAAUUACAACCAUGCCGCCCGCAAAGUCACCAAGCAGGACUUCCUCGACUUUGACUACCUCCUCGCGAUGGAUAAAUAUAACUUGCGCGAUCUGUUGGAUGUUCGCGAGUCGGUUCUGGCAUCUAUGAACAAGUCUGGCCCCGCAUCGCGUGGCACCAAGGGUACCCGGGCAGCGACUGCGGCAUCCCUUGCCGCGAGCGGGGAAGCAGGCGCCAAGGUUGCGGAGGUCCGUCUGUUCGGUGACUUUGGUACUGGUGGUGUCUUGCACGAGCGCGUCGGCGGAGGUGAGGUUGUUCAGGAUCCCUACUAUGGUGGGGUUAACGGCUUCGAGGAGGUCUACCAGCAGGUGACGCGGUUCUCGAAGAGCUUUUUGGAGUACUUGGAAAAGAACCAGGGCACGGAGUCGGAGAAUUAA
Aspergillus luchuensis is the source of this 636-nucleotide messenger RNA. It is a transcript of the gene ltpA, whose product is annotated as tyrosine protein phosphatase LTP1. The transcript has 2 exons. Gene Ontology annotation, biological process: protein dephosphorylation. Gene Ontology annotation, molecular function: protein tyrosine phosphatase activity. Lineage: Eukaryota; Fungi; Ascomycota; Eurotiomycetes; Eurotiales; Aspergillaceae. Bases 1 to 636 code for a protein of 211 amino acids. The record is from RefSeq and is a predicted model, not a curated record.